UCUUCACACGUGCUAGUAAUUAUUAAAUAUUUUAAUUUUUCUGAUAUUGUACCGUUAAAUAAAAAUGUUUUAGUUUUAACAAACGAACAGAUAAAACGGAGGCUAUGUAGCAUUUAUUAUAUGUUUCACCUUUAACGAUUUUGUUGAAUAAUAUUCAUCGACAGUCAAUUAUUUUCAAACAUCACGUUAUGGAUGUAUACAUUCUUAUUCAUUAUUCGACGACUAGUGAUUAAUGUGUUUUCCAUUACAUCAAUUGAGAGCAAUGCGCAUGCGUAAACUUGUAUUAUAAAAGACACUGUAACUGAGAACACACGGGUGUAUAGUAAAGACAAAAUUGCCGAUUGUUUACAAAAUAUGUCGUACUCCCGAUAAAUCGGCGCGAUCUUUGCGUGAAGAUAACAGAUAAUUCGAAAGAGCAUAAAAUGGCACCUGACUUCCCAGAAAUUGAUCACAAUAAAAUCAAAAGAAAUAGACUAACAGUCACAUUCGAAAUGAACUCCAAAACAAACCGAAUACAAAAUAAUGAAUGGAAAAACAGUUGUCAUCAAAAAAUGUCUUCAAUGUUACCUUCAGUUUCAGAACUUAAACAGUACAUAUCAGUCGUUAUAUGUGGCAUAUUAUUAUGGGGAACAUCUUGGUUUGUAUUUAAAGAAGCCGUUCUACCCGGAUCUGAUAUUUUUACCAUGAUAACUCUAGUUGUAAUUGGUUAUGUCUUCGGGCACACGCUAGAAAGAUAUACAACAAUUAACCCUGUUGUUGGAAUGACUCUUGUAGGUGCUCUGUGCCGGACCUUCAGUCCGAAAAAUUUUCUGGAUAAUCCUUCAGCAAAUGUUAUUGAUUUUCAUCUAAGGCGUAUUUAUCCAGUUAUAAUUUUAACAAAGGGUCCGCUUUCAUGGAACUGGAAAUAUAUAAAGAGAAAUUCGGUAAAAGUUUUCACAUUGGCAACACUCCCCUGGAUUAUCGAGUGUUUGACGACGGCAUUUCUUACUCACGUACUUUUCGGGUUUCCUUGGUACUGGGGUAUACACCUUGGAGCCAUAUUAUCGUCAGUAUCGCCAGCAGUUAUAGUACCUACAACCAUACAACUCAGUUCAAAGGGAUUUGGUGUGAAGAAUCAAAUAGCACUAUUGGUUGCAAAUGCGGGUGGUUUAGAUACAGCCUUUACCGAGGGCAUGUUUGGAGUUAUCAACAGCGCUAUAUUCUCUCAAUCGCCGCCCAUAUACCGCAUAGUUAAGGCGCUGCUUGCAAUUUUCAUCGGCAUCGGCUUGGGUGUCACGUGGGGAGUGUUGGCGGAUUUUCUGCCUAACCACAGUGAUUUUUAUGCGCCAACAAUUCGAAGUCUUCAUAUUUUUGCUGGAGGUAUCUUUAUCACGUACGCGGCCGGAUACCUCAGUUGGGGUGGUAUAUCUGGCGUAGCAAUUAUGGUGUGCGCGGGGGCAGCAGCUACAAGAUGGGCCCGAUGCGAUUGGCCAAUCAAUAACAAUCCCGUCUCUGAAGUUUACAAACUACUAUGGACAAUUUUUGAACCGAUGCUGUUUACUCUGAGUGGCUACUUUUUGGAGGUAUCAGAAAUUACACUGAAGGAUUUCGGCUUGAUAGUGGCCUGCAUAUUUUCAGCUCUUAUCAUAAGAAUGCUAACCGCCUUCUUAGUCGCAGUCGUUAAUGGAUUAUCUGUAAAAGAAAGUAUUUUUAUUGCUAUAACUUGGACACCUAAAGCCAUUGUCGAGGCUGUGUUAGUCCGAGUGGCCACAGAUUCCUUAUGGACAGAAGGCACCACAGCUCACGAUAGGUGGAUCGCCAAACAACAUGCGAAUAUGAUUGUUAUUGCUAUUUUAAUAACGUCUACAUUAGGUUCAAUAUUAACAACCGUUUUGGGUCCCAUUUUACUUUCUAAUGAUGCAAAAGUUGUCCCAGAAGAUCUCUUUCAGCCGCAAACACGCUCUGUGCCGCAACACUCCGAUUUUGCUACAGAAAAUAAUACCCUAGAUACCUUACAAUACAUAGACGCGCAAUAAAAUGUUAAAAACGA
Messenger RNA from Nymphalis io (European peacock), 2029 nucleotides. Its product is annotated as sodium/hydrogen exchanger 9B2-like. Lineage: Eukaryota; Metazoa; Arthropoda; Insecta; Lepidoptera; Nymphalidae. The record is from RefSeq and is a predicted model, not a curated record. The coding region runs from base 423 to 2015 and encodes 530 amino acids. Gene Ontology annotation, cellular component: membrane. The transcript has 11 exons. Gene Ontology annotation, biological process: proton transmembrane transport. Gene Ontology annotation, molecular function: antiporter activity.